Messenger RNA from Spodoptera exigua (beet armyworm), 2837 nucleotides. Lineage: Eukaryota; Metazoa; Arthropoda; Insecta; Lepidoptera; Noctuidae. The record is from the annotation of a GenBank genome assembly.
AUUUAUUUUGAUUGACGUUUCGUAAAAUGAUUUAUUUUUGUAUCGAAAACUGCUGUCCGAUUUAUCUAAAUAAGUAAACUUAGACGCACGGAGUAUUAAUUUCGUUAAUUAGUCUUUCAUAAGAGUAUUUACAAUGAUCAUAUCGCGGUCCAAGCACCGCUCUUCGGUGGAAGUGUGUGCGGAUUGCGGUGCAUCAGAUCCGUCAUGGGCUUCGAUAAACCGUGGGCUGCUCCUGUGUGCCGAAUGCUGUAGUGUGCACCGUAGUAUGGGACGACACAUCUCUCAUGUUAAAUCCUUGCGCCAGGGAUCCUGGCCACCGUCGCUGUUAGCUAUGGUGCAAGCACUGACAGCUCAGAACGUGAACUGCAUCUGGGAACAUUCCUUACUGGACACUUCAGCCCCAAAACACCUUCGCAAGAAACCUCAACCUAAAGACCCUUUACACCCAGUAAAAUCAGAGUUCAUUCUUGCAAAGCACCUAAGGCUUGCUUAUGUACUGAGAGCAAGAAGAGAUGAACCCCCUAGUGAGCUUGGCAGACAGCUGCACAGUGCGGUCAGAAGCUCUUCCUUGGACACUGCUAUGAGGCUUUUGGCCCAGGGAGCUGAUCCUAAUUACUAUAAUCAGGAGAAGGGCACGACUUGCCUACACGUGGCCUGUCGUGCUGGUCAACCAGCACAAGCUGAGCUGCUGGUAGCUUGGGGUGCCGAGCCCACCGCACGCGACCACUCUGGGAACAUGCCUGCAGACUGCGCUAGACAGGGCGGCCACACGGAGCUAGCAGAUCGUAUGACAGAGCUGGUGUAUGAAGCUACCGACCGUAUGAUAUACUUCCUGACGGGGGAGAAACCAGACCACGCGUCCGGCAGACACUACAUAGUGCCGCGAGCACAUGACACGCAUGAGAUGACUGAUGUCGCGAAGGCGGCGAGGGGCAAGCUGCAGUUGCUCCCAAAUCAUCUAUUUGAAGAACUUGUUAUGGACAUAUAUGACGAAAUCGAUCGCAGAGAAACAGAAGCCAUUUGGCAGACAAGUGCAACUGGCUUGGAGAGAUCUGGCGUGGUGUUUCUGCCAGUGAACCCUGCAUUGUCAGCGCCGCGCAACCAGGGCAGGCAGAAACUGGCGAGGCUGUCCACUGCAGAGAUGGCUACGCUACUACGAGACGUACUCGUCGAUGCUACUAGAAGACAGCAUAUUGCCACGCUACAACCACGAGCUCCCACGACGUUGAUGAACCCGUUGCUGUCAGCGAGCCACUUGAAGCACUUCUCACAGAUGUCGGAUGAUGAGCCUCUUUACGACUCUGUAGCCUCCGACGAAGAUUACGCUGCUUUAGCACCAAUAGACUUAGAUUUGUCGAGCGUGGUGCCCCGCGCGGGCGAGACUGUGUCCUCGACGUACAACCCGUCCCUGCCCCUCGAACACUCCUCCAUAGACAUGCGACGCACGCAGUCGCCCAGCAACUUCGCACACGCCGCCAUACCCGAACAAAACACGGAAAUAGAAACACUCAAGAAAGAAAUUCACACUAAAGACUCCACCAUCACCGAACUCAAGAAUCAACUGAAGAGCUUACAAACUAUUGUGGAACAACUAACGAAGGAAAACAGUGUCCUGAAGACGACUAGUAGCGUGGAUGAUGACCAGAGUAUGACGUCACAGAUUUCUAUAAACGACAGCUCGAGUAAUGCUCUAGAGCCGUCCAAAGCGCAAGAGAGAGGCAAGAGUCUCGAGACAGAGCAUUUCAGCCGGCCGGAGGAGGUCGAUGGCAAGUUGUCCCUGAAACCUGCGCAGCGACCGGUCAGUAUGUAUGAAACUAGAGAGGGACCAAAGAAUAACUGGCAGGUUACUAAACACCAGCUGACGACGCUAUCGAGCCUGGAGCGGUCGCUGUCGCCGGAGGAGGCGGCGGGGGCGGGGGCUGGGGGGGCGGCGCUGCCGGCGGCGGAGCUGGUGCAGCGGCGCGCGGAGUGCGUGACGCGCGCCAUCUCCGAGCUGUGGGCGGCCGCGCGCGACCAGCACCCGCGCCUGCAGCAGCGCGCUGACUCCAUCCGACACGCCGUGCGAGCGCUACUCGCGCUCUUCCCACAGCAGUGUGAGGAAGAGCCUGCGGUGUGGCAGAUGGUAUGCGAGCUGCGCGCGGCGUGCUCGGAGGUGUCGCUGGCGUGCGCGGCGCCGUGCGCCCUCAACGAGGUGCGCGCCGCCGCGUACGACCUGGCCAAGGCCACCAAGCUGCUCGUCACGCACUUCCAGCCCCACUCAUAGCGAUCGCCUCUCUGCUACUACACCACCCUGUAGGGCUGUAAACUUACUCCGAGACGUGACUCCGAGUGUUUGUGCUAUUAUAUUUUCUACAGUAUUUUACUCUUUUUGUAGUGCGACGACAAAUGCUCGUCGGCUAGUGUUCAUUUUGCGUGAGAGGUGCUGAACUAGCUUCGAAGACAAAUUGCAUUUGGAGCAUUUUUGGGAGUUCCAGACAGAAUUCACACACGCCUGCUUUAGAUUGUAAUUUAAAACAUAAAUUAUAUUUCUAGUUAUAAAAUGAAAUUUAAAGUAAUUCGUCAAAUGAUCAGUUGUCUUCCUUUAAGUCGGUUGUAUAUCGCAGCUCAACGUCACCGCAGCUAAGAAAAACAACAUAAAUAUAAGUAUACUUGACAAAUCACAAAUUCGUUAUAAAAAAGACUAACUUUAUGAUUUUUCAUGUUUAUAAUAAUUAUUAAUAUAAUGUUUGUUUGUUUCCUUUCACGGGAUCAUAGGAUCCCGGACCUUUGGAAGGCAUACGAGGAGCCGAAGCCAACUCGCAGAGGCCCGUUGAACAAUUAAUAUAAAUGUGAUGGGA